Molecule: messenger RNA, 1046 nt
Organism: Neltuma alba
Lineage: Eukaryota; Viridiplantae; Streptophyta; Magnoliopsida; Fabales; Fabaceae
Product: LOB domain-containing protein 1-like
Exons: 2
Coding region: 31-642 (203 amino acids)
Source: RefSeq, a predicted model, not a curated record
UCUUAUCUGAUCACUGCGCAAAUUAACGUUAUGGAGGGCAGUGACGCAAACACUCCUCUCUCACAAUCCCCCACUAAUUCCUCCUCUUGGCCUCCCACCACCCCACACCCCCAAGUGAUCGCCAGCCCUUGUGCUGCUUGCAAGAUUCUGAGGCGUCGAUGUGCCGACAAAUGCGUCUUGGCUCCCUAUUUCCCUCCCACCGACCCUGCCAAGUUCACCAUCGCCCACCGCGUCUUCGGCGCCAGCAACAUCAUCAAGUUCUUGCAGGAACUUCCCGAGAGUCAGAGAGCUGAUGCGGUGAGCAGUAUGGUGUACGAGGCAAGUGCGAGAAUAAGAGACCCCAUAUAUGGUUCCGCUGGUGCAAUAUGCCAGCUUCAGAAGCAAGUCAAUGAGCUUCAGGCGCAACUUGCCAAGGCUCAAGCGGAGCUCGUCAACAUGCAAUUACAGCAAGCCAAUCUGGUGGCUCUGAUUUGCAUGGAAAUGUCGCCGGCCUCUUCCACUCCUCAGGAAUCUCAAUCGCCUCAGCAUUCCGUGGACGAUUUCAUUUCCACUCCUCCCCACACCAGCGCUUAUCAGAGCAAUCUCAACUUCUUCGACGACAACGCCGGCUUUAACUCUCUUUGGGAGCCGCUGUGGACAUGAUUAUAAACUUUUUAUUAAUUAUUAAUUUCUCAUUCUUAAUUAGCAUAGUCUUAUUAUUAUAAUAUAAAGUCAUUUGAUAAGUGUUUCCGAUGACACUCUACUAAGGAGAAGUUGAAGGAAACAAGGUCAAGGCAGUUGGCUAGGGACCAUAUGAAGUUGGGUUAUGAGGGGCGGCAAAAUUUGGAGGAAAGUGCUGUAAUAUGGAAUUCAAUUCAAUCUUGUACCUCUGAUCUCUGCAAUUGCAGCAUUGGAUAGGAAGGAAAAAGGCCUGUCGUGUUUCAGGGUCGCUCUCGUGCGCUGAUUUUUUGAAUCUUAAACACCUUUUUGGUCACCUAAUAUUAAUCACUUUUGAAGGUUGGUGUUUCCUAAAUGCUUAAUUCCUUGUCAAAGUACGCUUUUGACCA